AUGGCAGGCUCUGUUUCUAAACGAAGCUCAAGAGGUCGUGCCUCUGGACCGGAAGCACGGACAAAGCCUCGAAAGGUCCAAUUCGGAGGAGCUGAGGAUGAUGACAACAACAACAGCCAAAAGAACGACUGGAUCGACCUCAACUCUGAUGCCGUCAAGACACUCAUCAAUGAGGCGAGGUGUAUCCUUGCGGAAUUGGGACCACAACUUUCGGCUCGAUCUCCUACAAAGCUGGCGACCAACGCUUUCGAGAUAUCUCCAGACAACCUUUCAUUGCACACACUCCGAGACCAGCUUCUGUCGAAAGCAGACCGCAGCAACCAAAGGCGACUCUUUGGGGACAACGCAUCCCCAGCCAAACGUAGACGCAGCAGCAUGUCGCAAUUUGCAGGCGAAGGCGAGCUCGACAUCAGCUGGGCUGUCUACAAACAGUGGCCUGAAGGAUUGAACGAAGAGGAGAGGCUGUUGCUGGACUACUUCAAGAAGCUCAAGUUCAUCUAUCUGGAGCAAGAGACCAAGAUGCGAUUUAUGGCAGAUAUUCAGGACGAUCUCGAGUCUGGCAAGGAGGCAACCGUCUACUCUUCUGCCGAGGUGGCCGAACGUGAACGUGUGGCCAAAACGCUCAAGAAUCAGCUCACCCAAGCCAAGGCCGAAGUUCGUGGACUGAGGAAAGAGGUAGAUGCAGCGGCCGACGAGUUGUUCCAGCCAUGGGCACAAGUUGAAAGGGAUAGCCGCGAGGCUGAAAUUCUCAUCAAGGAGAUCGGUGACAUGGAGCUUGAGCUUGCCAAGAUCCGUGCUCAGAAUCACGGCAAGGGGGGCAGCGUCGCGGCGAUCGCAGGACGAGAUGGACCCUUGACAUCCACCGAGGCGGAAGAGUACUGCGACACACAGAUCCAGCAAAUGACGACACUCGAAGGCAAGACGGCCAACGUCAAGAAAGCGAUCGAGAACACCAAGAAGGAUCUCGUAUCUUCACUGAGGGCGCUUGACAGGAUCAACGCUGAACGCUCGCUGGCGGACAAGUUUGCUAACGAGGCCAAGAUGGGCAUGGGCGUCGACGGAGGCCGUGACCUGCAGACGGAACGACUUUGUGCCAGCCAUGCAGCCACCAUCAGCCUGUUGCGCUCUCUGCUGGGCAUCGACGAGAUCGAAGCCAUCUCUGCGAACGAGAUCCGCAUCACCUACAAGCUUGCUCUCGACUCGCUUUUCAACACGCAACAGCAGCAGCAGGCUUCCAACACCCGACGCAAGCGAAAAUCGAUCGCAUUGCCAGAUCAAUCGCUUGUUCACGUCAACUUGCGUUUCAAGGAUGUUGGAGGACGAAUGGAAGAAGUCACCGUGACAUCGUCCAAGGGAGAACAGUAUGAUAUGCCAGAAGCAUCCAUGGCAAGGCUGAGAGCGCUGCAAAAGGCCAACGAUGUGCCUCUGAUCGUGCAAGAAGUCUUGGCGGCUUUCUGA
Messenger RNA from Ustilago hordei, 1458 nucleotides. RefSeq lists its product as uncharacterized. The transcript has a single exon. Gene Ontology annotation, cellular component: kinetochore. Gene Ontology annotation, biological process: protein localization to kinetochore; attachment of mitotic spindle microtubules to kinetochore; kinetochore assembly. The record is from RefSeq and is a predicted model, not a curated record. The coding region runs from base 1 to 1458 and encodes 485 amino acids. NCBI's taxonomy places the organism in Eukaryota, Fungi, Basidiomycota, Ustilaginomycetes, Ustilaginales, Ustilaginaceae.